AUGGACAGAUAUGAUAGACAAUUGAGAUUAUGGGGUAAAGAAGGUCAAUCUCUAUUAGACAAUGCAAAUAUUUGCGUAGUUGGUGAUGAAUCACCGUUGUUGCAAGAAGUUUGGAAAAACUUAGUCCUUUCAGGUGUGUCAAAGUUUACAUGGAUGAUUGAAAACACAAUGGAGUCUUCAUUACAAGAAAAGGAUUUAUUUUCUUGUGAUUUUAUUACUGAGAUAUCUGCUCUUCAUCCCUCUGGAAUCCGAGUUAAACGAAAAGCCUUGGCAUCACUUAAGGGAGCCGAUAAUUCUUUUUGGUUUCAAUUCUCCCUUAUAAUAAUAAUUAAUUGUUCGGAUUCAAAACUUUUAGAAUUAUUCAAUAAUUCUGAUUCCCAAUAUUUUCCACCUAUUAUCACCACUUUCGCUACUGGACUUUAUGGCUACCUUCACACUUACCUUAGUGAACCUCAUUUCAUUAUCGAAUCGCACCCUGAUAACCCGAUACCAGAAUUAAGGUUAGAUCAACCGUGGAAAGAACUAAGUAUAUAUUUGACUAAGUUCCAAGUUGACAAGAUGAAUGAAUUUGAAAUAUCAGAAUUACCUUAUCCAGUGUUACUAUUUCACUGUGUCCAGAUGGCGGCAAGGAACAAUUACAAAUUGACCUCCCCCCUUCUGCGGAAUGAACUGCGGCGUUGGGCUUCUGAUACAAAUCCCACAGGCUUGAAUGAUCCGAAUUAUAUAGAAGCCUAUAGAUUCGCACAUCUAGCUUUCACAAACGAAAAAAUAUUGAUACGACUUAAUGAGAUGAUUCAAUAUGGUUUCUCAAUGGAUCAUUUGGAUGAUCCCUACAACCGAAAAGUGAUAGCAUUGUUGAAAGCUUUAGGCGAGUAUAUCAAUCGUGAAGAUUUUCCUAUAUAUCCUAUUAUGGGAACCAUCCCUGAUAUGAGCUCUUCAACCAAGAAUUACAUUGAACUAAAACAAAUUUACCAAAAUGAGGGGCAAAAAAACACUAAAAGUUUACAAAAAUUAUUGGAUAAAGAAGGUGAAGAAGUUCCAUUUGAAAUGAUCAAACUCUUUUGUGCAAAUCUUAAAUACCUGAAUGUAAUAAAACCGACCGCUAGCAAACUUACAUUGCUAUUUUCUUCAGAUGAUGACCUUUUAAGAGACCUAUUAGCUAUACAAUAUAAUUUAAAUGAUAUUGCUAAUAGCGGAGCAAUUAAUAUGAAAGCAGCAUCGAUGAACUCUUACCCCACGGCGUCUUUCAUGGGUGGUGUAGUCGGUCAAGAGGCAAUAAAGCUUAUUACACAUCAAUAUAUACCGCUAGACAAUAUCUUCACAUAUGAUGGCCUAAAGAAUGAAACAAAAAUAUUUCGAAUAUAA
Naumovozyma castellii is the source of this 1365-nucleotide messenger RNA. RefSeq names its product Ula1p (gene ULA1). The transcript has a single exon. The record is from RefSeq and is a predicted model, not a curated record. The coding region runs from base 1 to 1365 and encodes 454 amino acids. NCBI's taxonomy places the organism in Eukaryota, Fungi, Ascomycota, Saccharomycetes, Saccharomycetales, Saccharomycetaceae.